Eriocheir sinensis (Chinese mitten crab) is the source of this 8116-nucleotide messenger RNA. Its product is annotated as transient receptor potential cation channel subfamily A member 1 homolog. Lineage: Eukaryota; Metazoa; Arthropoda; Malacostraca; Decapoda; Varunidae. Gene Ontology annotation, molecular function: monoatomic ion channel activity; protein binding. Gene Ontology annotation, biological process: monoatomic ion transport; transmembrane transport. Gene Ontology annotation, cellular component: membrane. The record is from RefSeq and is a predicted model, not a curated record.
AUGUAUGAGCUCACGGACAUUAUUACCAGAACGGAGGACAACCCACGCGGCCUUACCUCUGACCACAUAGCCCGGACCCUCCACCAGCUUGCCCGUAAUGGCGACAGUAAGCUCCUACAAGCCGCCCUCUCGCGCCUCGGGGAACAGGGUCGGCGGCGCAUCAACCACCUGGACGCAGACAGGUUCUCGCCGCUGCACUACGCCGCGCGCUAUGCCCACGCCGACACCGUCAAGACGCUCAUCCACGCCGGGGCGCGCGUCAACAUCCGCGGCCAGGAGGGACUCACGCCGCUCCACUUGGCCGCGAGAUACCGGAGGCAGAGUAAACCCCCGAGGAAGAUGACCCCCGCGGCCCCACCCACGGAGGACGAGGGGGUGGAGGAGGACAAGGAGGUGCACGAGAAUGAGGAAGAGCAGGAACAGCAGGAGGAGGAGGAGGAGCAGAAAGACGAGGAGGAGGAGAAAGAAGGCCUGGAAGAAAACGGAAUGGUGGAAUAUGAGGAGAAUGCCAAGAACAGCCUGCAGCACCUAGACUCAAGCCUGGCGGGUCUGGCCAAGGACUCAGUGGUCAGGAUCCUGGUGGAGUGCGGGGCGGAGGUGAAUGCCCUUGACGUGUAUGGCCAGACGCCGCUCCACUACGCCGCCAUGAGAGGGAACGACCCGGCUGCCUCUGACCUCAUAGCCUGCCCUCAGAUUAUGCUGGAGGCGAAGGACAAGCAGCUGAUGACGCCGCUGUUCGUGGCCGCCUCCUUCGGUAACUACAACAUCUGCCACAGCCUCAUCAACGCGGGGGUCAGCCUCUUCGCCAAGGAUGAAAGUGAGCAGAUGGCACUCCACCGCGCAUCCAUGGAGGGCCACCUGAAUAUUGUUGAGUUGCUGCUGAGUUCCGGCCACAAGCUUGGCGGGGCGGCGAUGGUGGAACGGCUGGUGGGCGACAGGGACAGCGAGGGACAGACCUGCCUGCACCAUGCUGUGAACAACGGCCACCUCGAAAUCGUGCAUCGGCUGAUCCAGGCGGGCGCAGACGCGAACUCCAUGCGUGACACCCUCUCCACGCCCCUCCACGCUGCGGCUGUCACCGGCAACGCGGACAUCGUACAACUUCUGCUGGAGAACAACGCUCGGCUGGACAGCAUCGACAGCUCCCAGCAGACGCCGCUCCACAAGGCUGCCAUCCACAACCAGUCCGACGCCAUCAACAUACUCCUCAACUUUGGUGCCAAGAUUGAGAGGCGUGACAAAGACUCCUUCACGCCCCUGCUGCUGGCGGCGAGUGGCGGCCACGCGGCGGCCCUGGCGACCCUGGUGGAGAGAGGUGCCAACGUGGACGCCAUAGACAAGGAUGACAAGACGGCGGUGUUCUGGUGUGCCGAGCAGGGCAACGAGGAGGCGCUGGAGGUCCUCCUCAGUGACCCGCGCUGCCUGGAGUUGGUGGACGUGAGUGACCGCUACGACAACUCUCCGCUGCAUGAGGCGGCGCGGCGAGGCUACCUGAACAUCAUAGAGAAGCUGCUGGAGGCCGGCUCACGUGUCGACAACAAGAACGAGGACGAGGAGACGGCCCUGCACGUGGCGGCCGAGGCGGGGCAGGUCAAGGUGGUGAAGGAGCUGGUGAAACGCUACCGGUAUCUUAUCACUGACGAGAACGAGAACUCGGAGACCCCGCUGCACCUUGCUUGCCUCCAGGGACACACAGAUGUGGUGCGCACCCUGCUGGAGGCCGGCGCUGAUGUGGAGGCCCGGAACUCCUCCCUCUGGACCCCCCUGGACUGUGCCUCCGCCAGGGGUCACGUGUUCUGUGUUCAUGAGCUGCUGGACUAUGACUCACCCCUCGACCCUAUGGACAAGACCAAGACGACGCCCCUGCAGUUGGCCGCCAAGGAGGGCCACGUGGCUGUCACUCGGCUACUCUUGGAGCGCGGCGCCUCCCUCCACACCAUGGACAGCUCAGGGAGGAAUGCGCUGGAGCUCGCCAUCGCUGCAGGGAAGAAGGACGUCUGCAUGGCCAUCGUGAAGUCCUCGGAGUGGGAGAUGGCCAUGAAGAACGUUCGGAUUGACCUGAAGGGCCGGCGCAUCACCCCCUUCAGGAUGCUCAUCAGGAAGUUCCCGGACGUGGCGGAGGCGGUGCUCAACAGAUGCACAAACUCUAACGGAAUGGAUGCGGACGACGAACGCUACUCCAUGUUCUUCAAUUUCGAGCUGGUGGAUGACAGCUAUAUAAAUUACGGCUAUGGCUCGGAGGUGGACUCUCUCGCCUCCGCCAGCACCAUGGAGUCCCCUUACGACGAGGAGGGGCGCUUGCUGGACCACGCCGAGCUCUACACCCAAGAGUCCCGCGACCUUAAGAAGAAUCACCCGCUCAUGCUGAUGGUGAAGUAUAGACGCCUGAACCUCCUCAACCACCCCGUGUCCAUCUCCCUCGUCAAGCACAAGUGGAUGAGCUAUGGAAGAUUCGUGUACUACUCAACGCUUCUCUUCUACACAGUCUUCCUCACCUUCCUCACCGGCUACGUCCUCACGGCAAAAGACUGGGCGUGGGUUGAGUACGUGAUGCAGAACGUCAGCAACGGCCUUCCCCUUAUUCAGGACGCCCGGGACUCAGGCUCAUGUGAGGACAUCAAGAGCAAGGUGGAUCUGAGCGACAGUGGCUUCGUGAUGGCGGGCAAGUGGGUGAUCAUCGUUAUGGCAGCCAUCAACAUCCUGCGCGAGAUAUUUCAGAUCUACCAGGCGCGGCUGAACUACAUAGGAGUGGAGAACUUGAUGGAGUGGUGCUGCUAUGUUACUGCCGUGCUGCUGGUCUGGGACUUCACCAACUGCCCCAUCAGGGAGAAGUGGCAGUGGCAGGUGGGGACAGCCUCCAUCUUCCUGGCGUGGAUGAACCUGCUCCUCUUCAUCCGCAAGCUUCCCUUCCUCGGCAUCUACGUGGUCAUGUUCACGGACGUCUUCGCAACCUUCCUCAAGUUCUUCACCAUCUUCAUGCUCUUCCUCAUCGCCUUCGGACUGAGCUUCUACAUGGUGUUGAGAAAUCAGUUCCCGUUCAGCACCUACGGCAAGACCCUUCUGAAAACGAGCGUCAUGACCAUCGGGGAAUUCGAGUUCGAUUCCAUAUUCAACGACAUCACGCAAACCCUUCCAUACCCCGAGAUCACCUACAUCGUGUUCGUGGCCUUCCUGGUGCUCAUGUCCAUCCUCAUCAUGAACCUGCUGGUGGGUCUGGCCGUGGACGACAUCAAGGCCGUUCAGGACCAGGCCAUCCUCAAGAGACUGGCCAUGCAGACCCAGCUGGUUCUCGACGUGGAGGUGUUCAUCCCUGACGCCCUGCGGAGGAUGUACACCACAGCGCGGAAGGAGGUGCAUCCGAACGCUCGCCACGGCCUCAUGUCUCGGAUGUUCGGCGACUUCCAGGUCUUGAAGGGCUUUGAGAUGGUGGAUGACGGAGAGAUGAAUGAACAGGAAUCCAUGCGUCAGGACCUCAAUCACCUGAAGACCACCAUGGAGGCGCUGCGCUCACAGAACCAGCGGCUGCACUCCCUCCUCGUGGCGCUCACCUCCCUCACUGGCAAGGGCGGGGAGCAGCCUUCAGUGGAGCCGGACUUGGCCAGGCUCUUGUGGUAGAGGAGUAGAGCGCUAUUUUCAUAUACUUACAAUUUUACAAAGUUUAUGAGUAGAGAUAUUUUGCAGGACUAGAGUAGGAAUAGGAUAUUGUAGGAAUAGGAGUACAUAGUGUAACCUUGACAAAGUACAUACUAGCAAGACUCUAUUGAGGACUAUACUGAUUAAGAGUGGUAUUUUCAGGAGCAGUCUGUCUGAAGUUCUGUAAUUCCUUCCUGUUUUCCCGUUGACGAAUCUCACACCACUGAUAUAGAAUGGUCAAAACUGGUUAAACUCAUUUCAUAUACCUCGUUCCCACUCUUCCUUUACAUUUCAUUCCGUUCCUUUUUCUUUUUUCUUGUUUUGUUUUCUUUUUUUUGUCUUGUCUGCACCUCUUAUAUACGGUAACUCAUUUCCACUGCACGUACUCUUGAUUGCUGUGCUGCGUUCCAUGUCCACGUCUGAUGAACAUGACACAGUUGGCAGGAUAACUUUCAAUUCUCCCUGACCUCUUCAUUCUAUCACACUCCCUCCCUUCCUUCCUUACUUCUUUCCCUCCUUUCCUCCCUUCUUCCUUUACCUCCCUCCAGCCUCCGCCUGCAUUCCUUCUUCUCUCCUAAACAAAAGUCGAUAACAAACUCCUUGGAGAGAAACAUUGAAUAUAACACUCUUCCCAGCUUCUUCCCCUCUCCUCGAUUUUCAAGCUAGUGGAAUUACGGACAAACUUAAAUUUACUCCAUAAGUGCGAGGGUUGCAGGACUUCCCUCAGACUGCUCACCACACACACACACACACACACUUUAUGGGCAUUGCCUCCAGAAAUCUCUCAGGAUAAUUAAGCUAUGCAAAGUCGAGUGCAGCGUUUAAGAGCCUCCCCAGCAGCUGCAAGAAGAUAUACCAAAACCAACAUCUUCCAUCCACAAAGAAUCACUCUAUUUUCUAUAUGAACAAAUGUCUCUAAGGUUGUAAUAAGGGCGUACUUACACUUUACAACCCCUGGUACACUUUUAACUUUACUGUAGAAUUUAGCUGACAGGUCUCCGAUAUGUAUUGACGAGCAUGCAGAUUUGUAUAUAAGUAGAAUGUAGGUGGCAAAAUGUAACCUCUCUCUGUUUAUAUGUUAACCAUCUAUCUCUGUCCUUUCUUUAUCUUUCUAUGUUGGUAUCUCUCUCUCACUUUCUCUCUCUCUUUGUCCACUAUCUUUAUCUUUCUAUGUAGCUGUCUCUUUUUCUCUCUCUUUCUCUGUCCUUCUAUCUCCAUCUGUCUAUGUAACUAUCUCUCCCUCUUUCUGUCUCUCUCGAUCGAUCUAUCUCUCUAUAUAGCUAUCUCUCUCUCUCUGUCUGUCUCUCUAUCUACAUUUAUCUCCGUAACUCUCUCUCUCUUCAUCUCUCGCUACAAUAUUGAAUAAGAGAUAAAAAAAAAGUGCUUUGGUGCCAACCCAUGACACCUCCAUAGACUAAGAAAGUAAUCUGACUCGCUGUUCCGUACUCUGUUAUAUCGACGUCCGUGCUUCCCUGUCGUAGUUUUAUGCCGCUGUGUGAAAGAGUAAGCAGAGCAGCUGAGGGGAUGAAGCAUAGUGUUUAGGCAGCUUCAGAGGAGUGUUAGAUAGCUUUAGAAUAGUGUUUAAGCAGCCUCAUUUCUUCUCAUAAGCUCCGAGGUUGUCAUACGAAGCCUUGUGAUUUUGAGUCUUACCGAAUGUGUUGUUAUGGGGUGAUUUUUAUUUUAUAUUUUUUUUUAUUUAUUUAUUUAUUUUUUUUUUACAUCAAAGGAUACGGCUCAAAGGCAACAAAAAGGGUACAAAAAAAAAAAAAAGGCCCGCUACUCGCCGCUCCCCUGUGUUGUGUGUCCCGUCCCUCUCAGAAGCAGGAUGAGACUUCACAUUCUUAACUUUUAUAUCGCAAAGUCUUUAGUUGCAGUCCAUUGAAAAGACAGUGUAUGUACUUAUAAGAGCAGUGUAGACUUUUGUACAUCUGAUGCUCUUUUGUUCUCAACGUUUAUUGCCUUGCCUCCUCCCGAAAUUGACCUCUCUUUCGGCCACCUCUUUUGAUCCUUUUUUGUAGGAGCAGCGAGUAGCGGGCUUUUAUUAUAUUAUUGUUUCCUUUUUUUGUGCCCUUAAGCUGUCUCCUUUGUUGUAAAAAAAAAAAAAAAAAGGACCCUCUAUAGAAUCUCCCAUAGCAACAGUCGAUCCUAAGCCUACCACCUCACCGCUGGAAGGACAAUCUACGUAUUUGUGAGGGAAAUGCUCCACUCCACUUGCCAACCUGUACACCGCGAUCAGAGCUCCUCUUUCUCUUCUUCUCUUCAGGGUUGUGAGCCCUGUGCUAUUGAGUCUCUCCUCAUAAGUCCGAUCUCAGAGUUCCCCAAGCCUGCCAGCUCACCGUUGAAAAGACAGUCUUCGUAUUUGUGAGACCUGGUGUAUGUGUGCAGACUCUUAUAUAUCUGCUGCUCUCUUUUCUUUAUUUUUGAUGCCAUGUUUCAUCCAAGAAGACCCUCAAUGGAAUCUCCCACAGCGUCAGUCUAUCCCAAGCGUACCAACCCACCAUUGAAAAGACAGUCUACGAAUUUGUGAGACCUGGUGUAUGUGUGCAGACUCUUAUAUAUCCGCUGCUUUCUUUUCUUUAUUUUUGAUGCCAUGUUUAUCCAAGACCCUCCACAGAAUCUCCUACAUCAGCAGUUCAUCUCAAGGCUACCAUCCCACCGUUGAAAAGAUAGUCUACGAAUUUGUGAGACCUGGUGUAUGUGUGCAGACUCUUAUAUAUCUGCUGCUUUCUUUUCUUCAUUUUUGAUGCCAUGUUUCAUCCAAGAAGACCCUCAAUAGAAUCUCCUACAGCAUCAGUUCAUCCCAAGACAGUCUACGUAUUUGUGAGACCUGGUGUAUGUGUGCAGACUCUCAUAUAUCUGAUGCUUUCUUUUCUUUAUUUUUAAUGCCAUUUUUCAUCCAAGACCCUCCACAGAAUCUCCUACAUCAGCUGUCCAUCCCAAGCCUACCAUCCCUCCAAUCCGCAAGUGUACUUUCGAUAGUGGCUUGAACUCGUAACAUUUAUACCUGAACGAGACACAGGUGUAUAAGGUAACCACUGAAGCCUUUAGCCAGAUAUAUAGAUGAAGCCUUAUAGCCAUGUACUUACAGAAUGUGGAGGUUGAACUCGUAACAUUUCUCCCUGAACAAGACACAGGUGUAUAAGGUAACCACUGAAGCCUUUAGUCGGAUAUGUAGAUGAAGCCUUAUAGCCACGUACUUACAGAAUGUGGAGGUUGAACUCGUAACAUUUCUCAAAGGUAGAAGGUAAACAUGGAAGCAGCCAGGUAGAUUGAUGAAGCCUUAUAGCCAUGUACUUACAGAAUGUGGAGGUUGAACUUGUAACAUUUAUACCUGAACAAAAUGCAGGUGUAGAAGGGAAACAUGGAAGCAGUCAGGUAGAUUGAUGAAGCCUUAUAGCUGUGUAUAUAUAGAAGGUGUGUUAUGCCAGGAUUCGUCAUCAAUAAAAAGUAUCCAUUAUGCAGAAAAUACUAAGGAAAUACUAUAAGGGUGAUGUAUAUAAAGUAUGAUGUAAUUAUGUUUUAAGAUAGAUUUUUUUAUUUAUUUAUUAUUAUUUUUUUUUUAUAUAUAUAUUUUUUUUUUACAGCUUAUGAAACAGCUCAAGGGCAACAAAAAAGGUGUAAAAAAGCCCGCUAGAAUUGUACCACAUCAUAAAAAAACAUAAUUACACCAUAUAUUACCUGAUUUACAACACUUACCAUGAUAUCUCUGGUAUUAUAUAUAUACUUUGCGAUGAUGAUAAAUUUUGGCAUUACAAGUAACAUUGCCAGAUUGUCGUACUCUGCCGAUUAUAUUUCCCGACUUCCUACCCCCAAAAUGUCUUCUGGGCUCCAAUAACGAAACUCAUAGUUAUCGUUAAAAGAGUUAGAUUCUGAUGUUUCUUGGCAAUAGUUAGACUUCAGAAACCGGUAAAUACUAUGCUCUGAGUACGACAAUCUGCGGUGAUUACAAGCGGAGAGCCUUCAUUAGGAGAACAAAGCUAACACGUACAAGCAUGUCUGGAGCCUUUCAUGACAAGUAGAGGAAAGGAGAGCAGUUCCUCCUUAAAUAUAGAUUCCUAAACAUACGCACAACUUAUAUAGCGAGGAAAACGUACAGUAGAAUUUGAUACCUUUACACCGGUUUAUAGAAUUGUCGUAGAGUUGUGUUAGGGCCAUUAUAAAGAUCCCAUGAAAUAUCUCCUCCUGAACAGUGGAAAUUAAGUAGAUUCCACAAUAUACGCACAACUUUUAUAGCGAGGAAAAUGUACAGUAGAAUUUGAUACCUUUACACCAGUUUAUAGAAUUGUCAUAGAUAGAGUUGUGUUAAAACCAUUAUAUAGAUCCUGUGAAAUCCUAUCUCCUCCUGAACAGUGGAAAUUAAAUGGAUUCCUAAAUAUACGCACAACUUUUACAGCGAGGAAAACGUGUGGUAGACUUUGAUACCUUUACACUGGUUUAUAAUAUUGUCGUAGAGUUUAUUGAUGCCACUCAGCUGUAUAGAUCC